UCUUUCAACAGAAGAAGCAACAAUAACAACAACAUCAUAGUGCAGUACUGCACAAUUAUGUACACAAAUGCUUCUGGACUUUUGCUAACAUUGACAACACUGGGCUUAUCUGAUGCAUAUAUUUACCCAGCAUUUCUGUUUGGGACUUUAACAUAUCUGUUGAUUAUGUUUUUCAACCUUUUGGUAUUAAUAACGAUUGCCUGGAGUAAAAAGCUACACAAGCCCAUGUUUAUCCUGCUGUUCAAUUUGCCCAUUAGUGACAUGGUUGGUGCUACAGCUUUUUUUCCUCAGCUUGUUUUCAGCAUUGCGUCACAGAAUAGACUGAUAUCCUAUCCUGCAUGUAUUACUCAGGCUUUUUUGAUUCAUGUUUAUGUUACAGGAAACUUGCUGAUCUUGAGUGCCAUGGCAUAUGACAGAUAUAUUGCAAUAUGUUGUCCUUUGAAGUAUAAUGCCAUCAUGACUCCACAUAACUUGCUUAGAAUUAUUAUUUUAAUAUGGUUUAUUAAUCUCUCAUUGAUGGUCACAUUGAUUUCGUUGAAUGGACGGUUCACAAUUUGCAGGACAAAUAUAGUGGAUUUAAACUGUAACAAUCCAUCAUUGUUGAAACUGGCCUGUGAGGACACCCAAGUGAACAACUACUAUGGACUGUUUUGUACAGUCUUACUCCAAGGGGGAUCACUGUUAAUAAUAGUGUUCACAUAUGCACAGAUUUUGCGUACAUGUGUCAUGAAUAAUCAGUCUGAUGCCUGGCGAAAAGCCAUUCAGACAUGUGGCUCACAUUUAGUGGUUUUCUUAAUCCUACAAAUCAAUGCUAUGUUUGCAGUCUUCCUCCCUAUAAAGUACUCCACAGGCCAUCGCUUCCUGUUUGCCACUUUGACCCAGAUCCCUGCUUGA
Micropterus salmoides (largemouth bass) is the source of this 894-nucleotide messenger RNA. RefSeq names its product olfactory receptor 7D2-like. Lineage: Eukaryota; Metazoa; Chordata; Actinopteri; Centrarchiformes; Centrarchidae. The record is from RefSeq and is a predicted model, not a curated record. Gene Ontology annotation, biological process: G protein-coupled receptor signaling pathway. Gene Ontology annotation, molecular function: olfactory receptor activity; G protein-coupled receptor activity. Gene Ontology annotation, cellular component: membrane.